Ictidomys tridecemlineatus (thirteen-lined ground squirrel) is the source of this 511-nucleotide messenger RNA. The record is from RefSeq and is a predicted model, not a curated record. Lineage: Eukaryota; Metazoa; Chordata; Mammalia; Rodentia; Sciuridae.
ACACACCAGAAGAGAACACUGGGAGUUUAAAAGACCAGGAUGACACAACAACAUCUUUGACCAGAGAGGCCUUCCUGGGAAGAUGAAGCCACUCCUGCUCCUGUUGGUCUUUCUUCUGUGCCCAAGGACAGAGGCAGGGAACAUCAUCGGGGGCCAGGAAGCUGUGCCUCAUUCCCAUCCCUACAUGGCAUUUCUUCGGAUCAAGACUCAAACUACAACAGAACGAUGUGGGGGUUUCCUUGUGCGUGAGGACUUUGUCCUGACAGCAGCCCACUGCUGGGGAAGGAACAGAACCAUCACUGUCAUCCUGGGGGCCCAUGACAUCGAUGAGCAAGAGGCGACCCAGCAGGUCAUCCCUAUAAGAAGAGCCAUCCCCCAUCCAAAUUUUAAAAAAAAGCCAUUCAAUGACAUCAUGUUACUUCAGGUGAGGCAUGCCAUUCCACUGGGUCUUACACAGGUUAAUCCUAGAGGGUUAAAUCCUCAUGGCCUUGUUUCCAUUCCUCCUUGUUAA